Messenger RNA from Didymosphaeria variabile, 366 nucleotides. RefSeq lists its product as uncharacterized. The transcript is spliced from 2 exons. The coding region runs from base 1 to 366 and encodes 121 amino acids. The record is from RefSeq and is a predicted model, not a curated record. NCBI's taxonomy places the organism in Eukaryota, Fungi, Ascomycota, Dothideomycetes, Pleosporales, Didymosphaeriaceae.
AUGGCAUGGGUGGAUCUGAAGGAUAAACGUGUAGCCGUCAUUGGUACUGGUGCUUCUGGUGUGCAAAUUGUACAGGAGGUUGGACCUGUAGCCAGUGAGCUGAAGGUUUUCCAACGCACACCGAAUCUGGCAGUACCAAUGGGCAAGCGAAAUCUCACUCCAGAGGAGCAGAACGGCGAUAAGAACUGGUAUUACCGCCUAUAUGAGCUACGGGAGAAGUGCUUUGGUGGCUUCUUCUACGGAAUGUACGAGAGAAACACAUUUGAUGACACGCCUGAGGAACGGGAAUCAUUCUACCGGAAGCUAUGGGACCAUGGUGGCUUCCGAUUCUGGUUGGGAAACUACAAAGACGUAAGUAAUGGAUAA